AACAAUAGACAAGAUAAAUAACCUUAUCUUCUGUGUUUCCUUUCACUUUGGUUUCAUAGGAUCCCAACUCCAAGCUGGCAUGGCUUCCACUUCCACUCUCCUCCAAGCUCUCUUCCAUGCAAAUCGUCAUCACCUAAAUCCUCUUCUCCAAUGUCAAAUCCCACAAACCUCAAAAAACCCAUCAAACUUUCUCCUCCACAAUUGCUCUCCCACAAGGAAGUUCCAUUUCUCAAUCAAGUGCACUUCCUUAGUCUCCAACUCCACCCCAGAACCACCUGAUGAUGACUUAUCGUUUCCAACUCCAAGCUCCGAAACCACCAUUAGCCCGGGGAGUUUCCCGAUCGAAAGGAGAAGAAAGUCGGAGAUAACACGAGAGAAGAAGUCGAAAUCCGGGCUUGUCAUGCCCGAGCCACCAAACUUUGAGGUUGGUUGGAAGAGGACCAAGGAUAUAAAGCUAGAGAAGCCAAAGGGGUUUGUGAUAGCGGAUUUCUUGGAGAAGUUGGAGAGCUUGAUGGGCAUGGAGUACGGUUCCGCGGAGCUGUUGGCCAAGGCCGGGGAGAUGGUGGCGGAGAGAGCUAGAGAGGAAGCUGAAGUGUUGAGAGAUGGCGGAGAGGUUGAAGACAGGCUCAUCACUGAGUUGUUUAGAGUGUUGAGGCUGAUGGAGAUGGACUUGGCAAUGGUCAAGGCUGCUGUGAAGGAAGAGACUUUGAGUGAGAGGAUCGAGCAAGCCAAGGCUCGGUGUAGGCAAGCCAUACUUGUUGCUUUGUCCUUUUGAACCUCAUAAGAAACAAGAGCACAUAAAUUAUCUCAAAGAUGUUAAUAACAGUUGUUUUUGGGGUGCCCCAUGUUAAUAUCUAUGAAC
Messenger RNA from Morus notabilis, 862 nucleotides. RefSeq lists its product as uncharacterized. The record is from RefSeq and is a predicted model, not a curated record. NCBI's taxonomy places the organism in Eukaryota, Viridiplantae, Streptophyta, Magnoliopsida, Rosales, Moraceae. The transcript has a single exon. Bases 80 to 775 code for a protein of 231 amino acids.